AAACAAUUUGUUCGCUUUUAUUCACAAUGUUUGCAAAACCUACCACCAACGGUCCUGUUACAAAUACAAAGCUACCAGGUUAUAUGAUAUCAAGAGGAUAUCAAAGACCAAAAGCACAUAUAAGUGAUAGAGAGAUAUACUUUAGAACAUCAUUACAAAAUACAAUAUUAGAUGUCUUAAAAUCACGACCAGGAUGGCAAGAAGCUCCAAGUGAAACAGAAUGGGAUUUUUUCUGGUGUGAUCGAGAAUGGCUACAUCAGAAUUAUGACACAACAUUCUUACAAGAAAAUCAGAAGAUUUUACAUUUUAGAAAUUAUUAUGAGUUAACUAGAAAGAAUUUAAUGGUAAAAAAUAUUAAAAGAUUGAAGAGACAGACUGAAAGGGAAUUUGGUAAAUUAGAAGGUCAAAGUUUUGAUUUUUAUCCAACUACCUAUGAAUUACCUUCAGAAUAUCAUAUAUUUGUGGAAGAAUUUAAAAAGAAUCCAGGUAUUAUAUGGAUUAUGAAACCUGCAGCUAAAUCCCAAGGUCAUGGAAUAUUUUUAUUUCGUAAAUUGAAGGAUAUCACUAAUUGGAAAAAGGGAGACUAUCAACCUCUAGCAGAUCAAACUAAAGAAGCUCCAGAGCUAUAUGUUGUUCAGAGAUAUAUUUCAAACCCUUAUCUUAUUGGUGGUAGAAAGUUUGAUUUGCGUGUGUAUGUUUUAGUUGUUUCUUAUAACCCAUUAAAAGCCUGGCUAUAUCGAGAAGGAUUUGCUAGAUUUUCUAAUAGUAAAUUUUCAUUAGAUUCAAUUGAAGAUGCUUAUAUCCAUUUAACAAAUGUUGCUGUACAGAAGACAGCUCCAGACUAUGAUCCUGAGAAGGGUUGUAAAUGGUCUUUACAGAGAUUACGUAAUUAUCUAAUAGCUAAACAUGGUAUUGAAGUAGUACAGAAAACCUAUAAAGAUAUUGAUAAUAUUAUUAUAAGAAGUCUACAGAGUGUACAGAAAACUAUUAUUAAUGAUAAACAUUGUUUUGAAAUGUAUGGUUUUGAUGUUAUAUUGGAUUCCAAUCUAAAACCAUGGUUAAUAGAAAUAAAUGCCUCACCAUCACUUACUGCCAGUGGUAAAGAAGACUAUAUAUUGAAAUGUGGUUUAUUGAAUGAUGUUUUAAAUGUUUUAGAUCUUGAACAUAAGUUAACUGGUAAUGAAAAACGUGUUGGUGGUUGGGAUUUAAUGUGGGAUGAUGGUCCAGUAUUAAAUGAUGAUCAACUAGAUAGUCAACAGUCCAUACUGACAUUACCUACUCCCAAUACUUUCUUAGGUUUGUUUAUAUCUUCUCAUAUCUGUUGGAGCCUUUUAGAGGUGGCAAAGUAA
Messenger RNA from Lottia gigantea (owl limpet), 1349 nucleotides. RefSeq lists its product as hypothetical. NCBI's taxonomy places the organism in Eukaryota, Metazoa, Mollusca, Gastropoda, Lottiidae. Gene Ontology annotation, molecular function: tubulin binding; tubulin-glutamic acid ligase activity. The record is from RefSeq and is a predicted model, not a curated record. The transcript has 13 exons. The coding region runs from base 27 to 1349 and encodes 440 amino acids. Gene Ontology annotation, biological process: microtubule cytoskeleton organization; protein polyglutamylation. Gene Ontology annotation, cellular component: cilium.